AUGGUGGGAGUUGCCGCUGGCACCGCCGAGGGCGGAAGAAGGAUGGCCGGGACAAUGAGUGGCGUGGACGGCGGCGGGGGCGGUCCCGGCGGACCGUCAGGGGUGCCUCACAACUUUUUGCUAGACCACGUUUCGCCGGCGACGCGUCUGCUCGAAAAGCGGCGACAGAUGUUCGAAAUACAGGAGGCCCUCGAGGCGCAGAAGGAAGAGUUCUCCAGGCGGGAAGAUGCGUUCCGAAGACGAGAGGAUGCCCUACGGAAGAAGGAUCUAGAACUGCAGGAAUCCCUCAUCAAGUUCAACAAGUUUCUCCAGGAAAACGAAAGCAAACGGAACAGGGCGGUAAAGCGGGCGGGCGACGAACGCAAGCAGCGGGAGCAAAAGGAACAGGAGAUCAUCAAGCUGAGGAAGCAGUGCCGAGAGCGGCAAGACGAGGAGACACGUCUCAAGAGAGACCUUGAAGAGCACAGACGCUAUCACGACUUUCUCGCCCAGGUAGUGGAAGCGGCGACCGAGGACUACUCGGAAGUGCAGGACCUGCUCAAGCGAUUCGCUACCCUCAAGGACGCCAACAAGAACCUUAACGAGGCCCAGGCGAGGGACGAGGGGGAGACAGAGAGGCUGAGGUCGGAGUUCAGCAACUACACCAAAGAGAGAACGAACGAAAUCUUGAACGAGAGCAACGAGAUAGCCGGGAUGCAGAAGCUGCUAGAGAUGACGGGGCGAGAGGUGCUGCUCCUGCAGAACGAGCUCGAUAACAAGAUCAGCAACAUGUCCGACAGGACGCUGGAGAUGGGGCAGGUUCUCGGUGCGGUGGCGAACAUCCUCGAUAGGUGUGUCGGAGCCCGGGCGAAACGAGGGGUCGGAGGGGCCACAUCCAAGGCAGUCGAAGUGCGAGCUCCCAACGGCAAGUCCGGGCCUGUGAGCAAGUCAGGCCCGAAGAAGCUGGAGGACCUCGAGGCCGAGGGUAAGCUGGCGAUGGACCGGCUCGAGGACAUCGCGAAUUACAUGGGCGAUUACCGGGACAUCGUGGACGAGUACGCGGAUUUACACAGAGUGCACAAGAGACUGGAGGGGGCCACCCCCCACACCACUGGGGGGGGCGCGCCCUUGGCAGCAAUAGCAGCAACGGCGGAAGCCAAGACAACGGUAGCAGCACCCUCGGUGGACGCGAAAAUUUGA
Messenger RNA from Ectocarpus siliculosus, 1179 nucleotides. The record is from the annotation of a GenBank genome assembly. NCBI's taxonomy places the organism in Eukaryota, Phaeophyceae, Ectocarpales, Ectocarpaceae.